Cucurbita pepo subsp. pepo (vegetable marrow) is the source of this 598-nucleotide messenger RNA. RefSeq names its product photosystem I reaction center subunit IV, chloroplastic. The record is from RefSeq and is a predicted model, not a curated record. Gene Ontology annotation, cellular component: photosystem I reaction center; photosystem I. Gene Ontology annotation, biological process: photosynthesis. NCBI's taxonomy places the organism in Eukaryota, Viridiplantae, Streptophyta, Magnoliopsida, Cucurbitales, Cucurbitaceae.
UUCAAUCUGUGAUGUUAUCAUUAUUCAAAGCAUUGAUACUCAAACCCCAAAGCUGCUUUGAGCCAGACAAAGGCCAUGGCUGCCUCUAACCUUUCAUGCAUAGCUUCUGGAGUGCUCAUUCCAUCUCCACCCACCAUAUCAUCAUCCUCCUCUUUUAGGUUAUCUUCUUUCGCCAUCUUCCCCAACAAUUCUAGAUCAUCUAGAUUCGUUAUCCGUGCCACCGUCGACGAAGCUUCUCCCCCAACCCCUGCUGCUCCCACCACCGCCGCGGCCACCGAAGAGCCCAAGCCUAAGCCUCCCCCUAUUGGUCCUAAAAGAGGUGCCAAGGUAAAGAUUCUAAGGAAAGAAUCCUACUGGUUCAAAGAUGUUGGAUUGGUUGUAACAGUUGACCAGGACCCGAACACUCGAUAUCCCGUUGUAGUUAGAUUUAGCAAAGUAAAUUAUGCAAGUGUAUCAACAAACAACUAUGCACUUGAUGAGAUUAAGGAAGUUGCUUAAGCUUUGAAUGUGCUUGUGUAUUUUUUGAGUUAAAUGUUUGUAUAAUACUUUCAAUUUCAAUCUAUUUCCCCUCUCCCCAUGAGUGUGUUUCCACCCAUAA